Messenger RNA from Phacochoerus africanus (Common warthog), 1998 nucleotides. It is a transcript of the gene CRYZL1, whose product is annotated as crystallin zeta like 1. Gene Ontology annotation, molecular function: oxidoreductase activity. Bases 370 to 1524 code for a protein of 384 amino acids. Lineage: Eukaryota; Metazoa; Chordata; Mammalia; Artiodactyla; Suidae. The transcript is spliced from 13 exons. The record is from RefSeq and is a predicted model, not a curated record.
CAAGUGGUCGUGGAGAUUUUGUUCCAUAAUUUCAGUGUGUUUGUCCUUGCCGUGGGAGGAAAGACACUAGUUAGCAUGCAUUCAACUAACGGAAGGUUUAAAGGAGAGAACAAUGUGGUCGCAAAAGGGAGGCGGGACGUAGUCCAAGGAAGGUGAUGGAGAUACGGUUGGAAUGAGGAAGGGUGUGGUCUUCAACUGAAAUUUGCAUAAAACUGAACCCUUCGGCAACUAGGACUUUACGCAUUUAUUGGCAGCCCCUGAUGCCUCCCAGAGCAUGCCGGGAGAUGUAGUUUCAAGUUUGGUUGCUAUGGCGUUCUCUACAGCUUCCGAGAGUCGGAGAGUCUCCUAGAGUGACGAGCGGCCUGACCAAUGGGAGCAUCGCCUGGCCCAGAGGGGGCGGGCUCUCCGCAGAAGGCCUUGAAGGUGGCGGUGGUGGAGGUGCAGGCCGUUGGGGCGUCUUGGAAGCAGGUGACUAUGAAAGGCUUAUAUUUUCAACGGAGUUCUACAAGUGAAGAACUAACAUUUGUCUUCCAAGAAAGGGAAAAUCUUCCUGUUACAGAGGAUAACUAUGUGAAACUUCAAGUUAAAGCUUGUGCUCUGAGCCAGAUAAAUACAAAGCUCCUGGCAGAAAUGAAGAUGGAGAAGGAUUUCUUUCCUGUUGGGAGAGAAGUUGCUGGAAUUGUGCUAGAUGUUGGAAGCAAGGUAUCAUUCUUCGAACCAGAUGAUGAAGUAGUUGGAAUUUUACCCCUGGAUUCUGAAGACCCUGGACUUUGUGAAGUUGUUCGAGUCCACGAGCAUUACUUGGUUCACAAACCAGAAAAAGUUACGUGGACAGAAGCUGCUGGAACCAUUCGGGAUGGAGUACGAGCCUACACAGCUUUGCAUUACCUUUCUCAUCUCUCUCCUGGAAAGUCAGUGCUAAUCAUGGAUGGAGCAAGUGCUCUCGGUACGAUAGCUAUUCAGUUAGCACACCACAGAGGAGCCAAAGUGCUUUCAACAGUGUGCAGUCUUGAAGACAAGCAGUGUCUUGAAAGAUUUAAGCCUCCUAUAGCCCGCGUGAUCGACGUAUCCAAUGGGAAAGCCCAUGUUGCCGAAAGCUGUUUAGAAGAAACAGGUGGCCUCGGAGUAGAUAUUGUCCUAGAUGCUGGAGUGAGAUUAUAUAGUAAAGAUGAUGAACCAGCUGUAAAAUUACAACUGCUACCACAUAAACAUGAUAUCAUCACCCUUCUUGGUGUUGGAGGCCAUUGGGUAACAACAGAAGAAAACCUGCAGUUGGAUCCUCCAGAUAGCCAUUGCCUUUUCCUCAAGGGAGCGACACUGGCUUUCCUUAAUGAUGAAGUUUGGAAUUUGUCAAAUGUACAACAGGGAAAGUAUCUUUGUAUCUUAAAAGAUGUGAUGGAGAAGUUAUCAACUGGUGUUUUUAGACCUCAAUUGGAUGAACCUAUUCCACUAUACGAGGCAAAAGUUACCAUGGAAGUUGUUCAGAAAAAUCAAAGAAGAAAGAAGCAAGUUGUUCAAUUUUAAUUUUGUUCUUUCUCAGACCUCAGUUGGAUGAACCUAUUCCAGUAUUUGAAGCCUGAGUUGCCUUGGAAAUUGGGAAAAGUUAAGGAAGAUAAAAGCAAGUUUUUACAUUUUUUAAGCAUAUUUCCUGCUGAGACAAGAUGCUCAGGGUUAUUUGAAGUAUUUGAGAAGUAUUUGAAAAAAUACUCAAGACAAUUCUAAAAUUAGCAUCUAAAGGGAAUAUUCUAAAAGCCUUUUUAGUUAUUGUUUCUAUAUAUUUGCCUCUUCUAAAAUUCUUUCCAUGAUGAAAACUGCUUUAAGCAGAAGCCAUGCUACUAUCUAUAAAGCUGUUGGAAUCUCCUGCUGUAUCAAAAUAACAUUACUUUUGUAUUACACUCUCUUCUCAAUACCUUCCUUCUUUAACAAGCCUUUGCUGUCCUAACCUAAUCAUUUGAAUAUAUCUUCAAGCCUGAAAGGAUCUAGCCCAUAGCAACUUAA